UUUUUUGCCUCAUGUGUUGGCACAGCUGGAACCUGUCAAUUGUCAGCAAUUGUGUUUUGAGGUUAUGGAAGCAAAAAAUUAAAUGUAUCGUUUAAAAUUAUUAAAAUUUCUGGCACAACAAGCCGUAAAAAGUGGCAAGCCACAAAAAGCAAAUACAUUGCUAAAUAUUAAGCAAUACCCACACCUGCUAAACUGUAAAUUUCGGGAAAAUGCCCAAACCGAAGUUCUAACCUCCAACACACGAUUAUUCUCACAUGCUGCAAAUAUUCCACAAGAAAAAACCGAGCAGGAGUUUUUAGUACGUCUCAAAAAUGACCCUGACACCUUUGGCGACCCCGAAGAAAGGGAGGAAAUUUACGAAAAAGACCUGGAAGAGGAAAAGGACUGGUCCGAAAAAACAAUCCCCUUGAAACGGCAAAGCACAAAACAGUACGCCGACAUGAUAAAAGCACUGAUCAAGCAACACAAAAUCAAGGAAGCAAUCGACGUGGUUGAGGUGAAAAUGAUCAAGGAAGACAAAGUCAAGCCAGAAAAUUACAUCUACAAUUUAUUAAUCGGCGCUUGCGGCCGUGUGGGGUACACGAAAAAGGCGUUUUCUGUCUACAACCAGAUGAAAAAACGCGGCUUGAAAAUCACAGCUGGCACGUACACAGCGUUGUUCAACGCCUGUGCCAACAGCCCCUGGCCAGAAGACGGCCUAACCAGAGCCCGAAAGCUGCAAAACAUAAUGAUAGAGAAAAUGUACGAACCGAACGACACAAAUUAUCACGCCAUGAUCAAAGCGUUCGGGCGCUGUGGUGACCUCCCAGCUGCGUUCAAAUUAGUUGACGAAAUGGCCGCGAAAAAAGUCAAAAUCACCGGAGAUACGAUGAACUUCCUGCUGCAAGCUUGCAUCCAGGACAGGGAAGCGGGCUUUCGCCACGCUUUGUUGCUCUGGCGCAAAAUGGUAGACAAGCGAAUUGCGCCAAACUUGUACACUUACAACUUAAUCUUGAGGUGUGUUCGUGACUGCGGGCUUGGUAAUUUGGAAGUUACGAACGAAACGUUGCAAAUAAUUUUAAAAAAAAAUCUGCGGUUGAGUGGCGGUGACAAUAAAUUGUUGCUAGAGGGCUCAAACGAUGGCAAAUGUUUGAUCCAAAGUAACGAAUUAGUGGGCGAAGUCGACCAUUGCCGCCCGAAUCUCAUGGCAAGAGUGCCCCAUCUAGGGAAUAUUAUUUCGUUGUCUGAAAUUACCAAGCCUGAGGAUAGGUUGCUGCUAGUUGGGGGUUUGAGGGGUUUUUUGGGGAAUAUGACGGAGAGUGGUUGCACGCCUGAUAUUAAGUCGUUUACCCAACUUUUGGACUGCUUACCUGGAAGUGAAGCUGCUGAGAAAGAGCUCUUACGAGAAAUGAAAAGACUUGGGGUUAAGCCGGACAUUGACUUUUUCAAUAUGUUGAUUAAGAAGAGGAGUAUGCGGUUUGAUUAUGAAAGCGCAAAGGCCGUUUUGAACGACAUGAAAAAAUAUAACUAUCGACCAAAUUUGAUAACGUAUGGGGUUUUAUCGCUGGGUUGUAAAACUAAAGAAGAGGCUUUAGAAUUACUGAAAGAAAUGGAAGCACACUCAUAUAGGCUAAAUACUGAAAUUUUGGGGGCGAUGCUGCACCAGGCUUGCUACCACAAAAACUUCCCCUACGUACUUGAAAUAAUGGAAAUUAGUUUGCGAGAGAACGUGAAGCCGAAUAAGAAGUUUAUGGAAUGUUUGCACGAUUUUAAAAAGAAGUGCAAAGAUAUCUCAAAUGAUAAGGAAAAUACAUUAUCGCAAAGUGGAUUUUUCCAAAAGGGAUUUAGAAUAUUCCAGAUGAGGUACAAGACGUGGCUGGAUGAGGUUGAAGUUGAUGAUAGUGAAGACGUCCAUCCUUGGGCCCAGUUCAGACAGACAAGUGAUACAGACAGUAGGCAUUACAAGGAUAAAUCACAGAGGUUUAAAGCCAGACAUUUGUCACGAUUUAAAGUCAAAACAUCAACGAAACGUAAAGGAAACGAACGUUAAAUUGUACCUUGUGCUAUUUCUUCAGACAUGUUGAAAUAAAGUCACGAAGCUGUGGUAGCACUGAGGUAUGUAGUCACGUGUUAGCAUAUGCAGAAUACAUAAUCAGCAGAGCGCAUGAGUAAUUUUGUACCGUGAUUUUUAUCUACUACUUAUUAGAUUAUUAAAAAAGUUAAUUAAAAUUUGCA
Tribolium castaneum (red flour beetle) is the source of this 2214-nucleotide messenger RNA. RefSeq lists its product as uncharacterized. Gene Ontology annotation, cellular component: mitochondrial matrix. The coding region runs from base 83 to 2029 and encodes 648 amino acids. Gene Ontology annotation, molecular function: protein binding; tRNA binding. NCBI's taxonomy places the organism in Eukaryota, Metazoa, Arthropoda, Insecta, Coleoptera, Tenebrionidae. The record is from RefSeq and is a predicted model, not a curated record. The transcript has 4 exons. Gene Ontology annotation, biological process: tRNA 3'-end processing.